Molecule: messenger RNA, 3596 nt
Organism: Apus apus (common swift)
Lineage: Eukaryota; Metazoa; Chordata; Aves; Apodiformes; Apodidae
Gene: GOLM1
Product: golgi membrane protein 1
Exons: 10
Coding region: 171-1343 (390 amino acids)
Cellular component (GO): Golgi apparatus
Source: RefSeq, a predicted model, not a curated record
UUCCUCCGCGCCCGGCCCUCCUCUCACCUCCCGCGGGGCCUCCGGACGCGCUCCCCGGCAGGGCAGCGGCCUGCGGACGCCGGCGGCGGGGCGAGGUUUCCACGCUGUUGUGGUUCUUCUGGGGUUGUUUUUUUCUUGAUCUGGUAGGACUAGGAAACAGCUGCAGAGGGAUGAAGUCUCCACCUCUUCUCGUGGCUGUGCUCAUGGCAUGCAUCAUUGUUUUGGGUUUCAAUUACUGGAUUGCAAGUUCUCGCAGCGUGGAUCUGCAGGGUCGGAUCAUGGAUCUGGAAGGCAAAGUCCGCAGGGCAGCAGCAGAGAGGGGUGCUGUGGAGCUCAAAAAGAAUGAAUUCCAAGGGGAGCUAGAGAAGCAGCAACAGCAGAUCGACAAAAUCCAGUCCUUGCACAGCCUUCAGAUGGAAAAUGCCAACAGAGUACAUCAGGAAGAGAAGGCAGCGCUGAUGAGCAACAUCACAGUAAAUGAACGACUGAUCCAGAGUCUACGAGAACACUUGAAAGAGUUACAGACAGAAUAUGGAAGGCUACAGCUGGAUGUUUACUGGUUUCAGAAGAACCAGACUAACCUUCAGAGGAAGUUCUCUUAUGACCUGUCACAGUGCAUCAACCAGAUGAAAGAAUUAAAAGAUCAAUAUGAAGAAAGGAUAGAUGAGCUUACAAAAAAGGGUAGUGAUAUACCAGAAAUCAAAGAAAACAAAGACUUCUCAGAAGAUGCAAAAAAACAUAACCAGGCUGAUGUUCAGCUGCCAGCCUUGAAGCAAACAGAGUUGAAACAGGCUGACUUGGAACAGCAGAAACCUGAUGAAGAUGUACUUAAAGCAGUACCUACAGUAAAAAAGAUAGACCUGCAGGCUGAAGAAAGAAUAAACAGCCUAGCUGACACCAGAAGACAGGAGCCUAGAGCAGAAGAGGAAAAACUUCCCAGUGAACUGAAAAUGCCACAGGAUUCACUCAAGACUGCUGCAGUUCAUAAGCAGAUGCUGCCCAAGUCAGAGAAGGAGCUGAAUCCAUCUCAAGAUGAAAAACAUGGAGCUGGGCAAGAUACAUUAGAGCCACUAGCAGAGCAGGCUGCUAUUGAGGAAACAGAGAGGGAGCAGCUCCUAAACUAUGAUGCUAAGCAGGAUGACUUGCCCCCUGGAAAGGCUGACAACCAGGAACCACAUGAAGCACUGAACCAGGACAAGGAUGUUGAUUACAAUUUAGAUGAGAAUGAAGCUGAAUCAGAAACAGACAAGCAAGAAGCUCUUGCAGGGAUUGAAAAUGUUCAAAACCCGGAAGACAUCGAGAACCACUUACCUGAGCAAGCUGAAGUACGACAGAGGUUGUGAACAAAGGAGAUUCAUGAUGCAACUUCAUCACCAUCUUCUCACGUAAAUACAGCAGUGUUGAAAGUCAAAGUGAUCUGGGAAUGUUUUUGAUUAUCUUCUCAAGUCUUCAAUAAUGGCCCAAAUGAAGCAGUAUUUUCUUGUGAUUUUUGAGUACUAUUCAGUACUAUUUCAGUGCUGAAAAAAUAAUCUUCAAUCUCCAGGGGCUUGUUUUAAAGCAGCUUGACCUCUGCAAUCAAUGACUCUCUCCUUCCUAGUGAUUACAAAAUUGAAACCAGCCAGCAGCAAGUGUAGUAACUUUGAAGUUGGCUAACUUGUACAGUCAAAGUACAGUAACAGUUUGUGGGCAUAGGUGGUAGAUGAGGGAGUCCUCUGCCACGGAUGGACUUCUCCCAGGAGCAAUGCAGUAGAGAAAUUCCCAGCCUAGCUUUAAGAACAGCAUAAGAGGAGCUAACUUAAUAAAACAUGGGAAGGAUGAAAAACGGCCCAUGCUGCACCCUACCCAUGUGCCUAUCUGGCACCUUUUUACUGAAAUGUAGGCAAGACUCAGAAAGCAUGUCUAUAGUCCUUGUAUGUUACACAGUAUGAACUUUUCAUGACAGAAGCCGUCUGAAAUGGUGUGCUACAACUAAUACCCUCCACCAUCUUUUGCUAAAAUGCAGAAAGGCAGAUGCUCACCUUGUAGAACAGCAAUCAUCUCAGCUUUUCAAAGCAACUAAUCUGUGCUGGACUUGCAGGGACGAUAAACAGGACAACACAGUUACCAGACAUCUUGAGGUCUCCCACAGGUAAAGCUGUUAUGAAGUCUUAAAUGUUCUAUAUCCAUUGUCUCUUCUGUAACUUGUUGAAUGUAACGAAGGCACCUGUAACUGCAGUCCAACCUGCAUUUUGUGUAGCCAGCUGUUUGAAGACUGUAUUGUUGUGUUCUCAAGACUGACACCGGUUUGGAGCAAUCUUUUUGAGUAUGAACCAGCCUCCCUCAAGACAGUGUGAGAGCAGACAGACAUGACUGACUUCCCAACCAGCAACUCCCACUUCAGAAAACACAGCUUUGUCUUGGCUUUUUCUUCCUGCACGUCCAUUUUGUAAUUACUUUUGUGGUGUGUCAUUCCUCAGCAUACCAGUUUACAACUCUGGUACCUUAAGAUGUCUCAAUAUGCAUGUGAGAGGUUGGUUAUUUAGUAAAUGAUGAGUAUUAAUUGUCAUCAAUUGACAGACAGACCUCAAGUCAAAUGGUGCCUAUUUAGCCUGGAUACAUAAAACAGUUCACUGAUACAACUUGACACAAGUGACUUGAAUUCUUCUAAGAAAAGCACUAAUGUUGAUUACUGAGUUCCUGGUUCCUUUUUUUUUUCUUCACCAUUUCAGUCAGACUUAUUAACUGGUCUGGGCUACUACAGUCAAUAGAGCAGGGAAAACAAAUGCUUGUAAGCAGGAGAGAAAAGUAAGCAUAAGCAUCUCUUCUAACUGACAAGUAGUGGGAAGCUUGUAAUAUUAGGUUAUUUUUUGCAGAUAAUGGCAGGUUUUAAGGUCAAAAUGUUUACAUAUUCUGAGUAAAAAGGGCACUUUCUUAGGACUUAAUCUAUAAACAAUUAUGUAGCUGAGAUGAAGUGAAUCAGGAUUUUAUUAGCGACUGUUAGAAUAUAUGCUUUUUAACAGUAGAAAAAGUACAGUGAAACACUCUAUUCAGGUUGAACAGCUUUAACCUAAACCUGGUAAAAUCACAAACAAAAUCCUUAAGGUAAUUAAUAUGCUGCCAGUGAAUUAUUUUAAAGCAAAUUGUUUUGACUGGUUUUAUACAGCACCCAAACCCAAUUGGGCUUCUCACUGGUCAGCUAGAUGUAGUCCUCCACAGAAACAAGACCAGCUAUGUACCACGCACACUGGUUACACCUCUGACAGUAGAGUAUCUGAAAACCUGUGUAAAAGCAAUGAAGAAAUACAAUCUUAAUUCUCAACAGCUUCAAGUUCUACUGGAAUGUAACUGGUGGUAAAUUUCCAAGGGGCCUGUAUGUCUACCAUACAUGAUGUUAAAGAACUUCAGUUGUACAAAACGAGAUUCAAUUGUAACUGUGGUUUACUUAAAAGUGUAAAAAAUUUACUAAAAUGUUUAGUUUGCGGGGCAAGGCAAGCUCCUUUGCUGUAAUCACCUCGGGGUUAAAUUAAAACUACUUCUUGAUUUUUUUUUAAUUUUUUUUUUUAACUAAGCCUGAUCCAUAUCAGAUGAGCAUUUUAAAAUAAAAAUAAUAAUCUCUA